AUGAAUUUGCCUAUUAUUAACCCUUUUAAUUGGGGGAUUCGAGGAACUGUAUCUCAACAUUUGUGGAAUAAUGAUAGAGUAUCAUUGACUCUCAAGGAUUCUCGCAUUGUCACUUUAGAUAAAUUUGUGAAUGAGAAUGUUCCUGGGUUAAAAGAUGGGGCGCGGUUUAAUUUAAAACCUUAUCUAUUUACUGGCAUUCUACAAACUUUUUACCUGGGGGCUGCUGAUUUUAGUAACAAGUUCACUGAAUUUUAUGGGAGAGAGAUAGUUCAUUACUCAGAUGGAGGAGUAUCAGCUGCUGAUUGGGCUAUGAACGAGUGGAAGAAGAGUUAUGCGCUUGAAAAUACUGGACAAUUUAAUAAGCAAAGAUUCGAGGAAGACGCAGCGAAGACACACCCUGAUAACUGGCCUCGUUUGCAUCCUCGCACAAGAUAUUUGAGUGAGGAGGAGCUAAAUGAAGUACAUAACGAUACUAGACCCUUAAUUGUUAUUCAACACGGGUUAGCAGGUGGUUCCCAUGAACCUGUUAUUAGAUGCUUGGUCAAAGACUUGAUGGAAUUAGGGAGAUUUAAUGUUGUGGUGCUGGCUGCCCGUGGAUGCGCACGUACUAAGGUUACGGUUAAGAAAUUAUUCGAUAUGGUUUCCACUGAUGAUUUACGUGAAUUUAUUAGAAGAGAACAUGAAAGGAUCCCAGGAAGGAAAAUUUAUGGUGUGGGAUUUUCAUUUGGCGCAACAUUAAUUGCUAACUACUUAGGAGAAGAAGGCACCGAUUGUCCACUAUCUGGUGUAGUAUGUUUAUCGAAUCCUUGGAAUAUGGCAGCCUCUUCUCAGAAAAUGGAAAACGACUUCUGGUCUAAAAAGCUGUUUUCAAAGGCGAUUGUAAACUUCUUAUUCAGAACAGUAAAGGCUAAUAUGGCAGAAUUGGAAUAUAAUGAGAAGGUGGAUGGACCUUCAUUCCUUGGGAAUCAUAAGAAGCCAUCACCCCAUGUUUUUACCAAUUCUAAUCUGGAAAUGGCAAAGAACUGUAGUUCAGUAGUUGAAUUUGAUGAAAUCUAUGCCGCACCAGCCUCAGGGUUUAAAACUGCUUUGGAUUAUUAUAAAAGUGGGGCCUCAUUGAACAGGUUAGGGAAGAUUAGAGUUCCUACUUUAGUAAUAAAUUCAUAUGAUGAUCCUCUUACCGGACACGAGUCGAUUCCUAUUAAGGAAGCAGAAGCAAACAGUAAUAUUCUGCUGUGUACUACUGACUUAGGUGGUCACCUAGCCUAUCUAGAUGCUAAUGACAACUCGUGGGUGACUCAGCAAAUUACGCAUUUCUUCGAUAGAUUAGAUGCGCUCACUGUUUAA
Messenger RNA from Eremothecium cymbalariae DBVPG#7215, 1344 nucleotides. RefSeq lists its product as uncharacterized. The record is from RefSeq and is a predicted model, not a curated record. The transcript has a single exon. Gene Ontology annotation, molecular function: acetylesterase activity; monoacylglycerol lipase activity. NCBI's taxonomy places the organism in Eukaryota, Fungi, Ascomycota, Saccharomycetes, Saccharomycetales, Saccharomycetaceae. Bases 1 to 1344 code for a protein of 447 amino acids. Gene Ontology annotation, biological process: medium-chain fatty acid biosynthetic process; medium-chain fatty acid catabolic process.